This is a messenger RNA of Phaedon cochleariae (mustard beetle), 351 nucleotides long. Lineage: Eukaryota; Metazoa; Arthropoda; Insecta; Coleoptera; Chrysomelidae. The record is from the annotation of a GenBank genome assembly.
AUGAUUAAUUUCGCCCUGUUUGUUGCAGUAAAACCUCAAAGUGUGAAUAUUUUAACACAAGAAAAGUACGUGUCGGCUGAUAAAAGAUACGAAGUGGAAUGCCGGACGUCCGGUUCCAGACCAGACGCCGUAAUCACCUGGUGGAAGGGGAACCGGCCUGUCAAGAGGCUAGCAAAAAACUUUUUGGAGCACAACAAUCACAACAAUCAAAGCUUGAGCAUUCUGACGUUUGUGCCGGUGAUCGAAGAUGACGGCAAAUACUUGACUUGCCGAGCUGAGAACCCCUCCAUCCCUGAAAACGCCCUCGAGGACAAGUGGAGAUUGAAUGUCCAUUGCCCCAAAGUACAGUGA